AUGUCGAGCUCAAAUGAUGUUGUUAAGAAAACUAAGGGUCGACAAAAGGUUGAGAUGAAGAAAAUGAGCAACGAGAGAAACCUUCAAGCCACAUUCUCAAAACGACGUAGUGGGAUUUUCAAGAAAGCGAGUGAACUUUGCACCCUUUGCAAUGUCGACAUUGCUGUUGUUGUCUUCUCACCCGCUCACAAAGCCUACUCCUUUGGAAGCCCUAACGUUGAUGCUGUCAUCCAACGUUAUCUCACGUGGGCCCCACCACCACCGCAAACCUUGCAAAACAUGAUUGAGGCCCACCGCAGCAGCAAUGCGCGUGACCUCAACGCGCAGCUCGCUCGUCUCGCCAACCAGCUUGAAGCUGAGAAGAACCGUGGAGAAGAGCUAAGUGAUUCAUUGAAGGCAUCACAAGCCCAAUGGUGGUGGGCUUCUCCCAUUGAAGACAUGAAUAGGGCCCAACUCGAAUGGUUGAAAGGGUCGUUGGAGGAGCUAAAGAAACAUGUCACUCACAAAGCUCAAACCCUCCUCAUUCAAAGUGCUAAUUUUAAUAAUAAUAAUUCAAUUAAUCAUCUUUUCUCUGGGAACUCCUUUUUGGAUGUUAAUAACAAUUUGCAUCCACCAUCUUUGCUUCAGAACAAUUAUGUCUUUGAUGGGAACAUGAUGCACCAUCAUCACUUUAACAACAUUGGAGGAUAUGGACCUUAUGCUGCUGAUGCUGGAUUCAAUGGAUCCACUCAGAACAUGCCAUCUCUUGAUGAUACACUAUUUAUGUAA
Abrus precatorius (Indian licorice) is the source of this 768-nucleotide messenger RNA. RefSeq names its product agamous-like MADS-box protein AGL62. The record is from RefSeq and is a predicted model, not a curated record. Lineage: Eukaryota; Viridiplantae; Streptophyta; Magnoliopsida; Fabales; Fabaceae. The transcript has a single exon. Bases 1 to 768 code for a protein of 255 amino acids. Gene Ontology annotation, biological process: positive regulation of transcription by RNA polymerase II. Gene Ontology annotation, molecular function: RNA polymerase II cis-regulatory region sequence-specific DNA binding; protein dimerization activity; DNA-binding transcription factor activity, RNA polymerase II-specific.